UCUUCCUCUCUGCAAAUGAAAUAUGCUCUAAUACCGUGAAAUUAAAGCAGCAUAAUUGUCAUGACAGCCCGCCAUAAAAAAUGUCAUGACACUGCUCAACUCAACUCAACUUUUUCGCGCCGUCUAGGAAAAUAAUUUCAUUUGCUUUGUGUGUUUGAAUAGCGAAACAUUAAUUUCUUUUGUUUUGGGAGUUUAUUUAAAUUGGUGUUAUUGUUAUUCACCCGGCCGGAAGUUAGUCAGCCCCGAUAGGAGAACGAAAGUGGGUGAAAUUGAACACUUUUCUUGGAUUUUUUUUUGCCUACAAGAGAUGGUCCUCAUUUUCUGAUCAUGACGAUGAGAAAUUGGCAGCUGCGAUGUGCAGAGCUAAAGCAGCGUGGAGAGUACCUCUUCAAGUCCAAGUUGUGGUCGGACUGUGCGUUCCAACUGGGCGAUGUGACAAUCAAGGCACACAAGUUGAUAAUGGCAAUGGCCUCGCCUUUUUUCACAAAGAUGUUUUACGUAGAACAUGUAAAUAGCCCCGUACCAAUCUACGACGUGCGGCCCGAUGUUUUCAAUAUCUUGCUGGAGUACAUAUACUCUGAUAAUCUAAACAUAGAGUCAUCCAAAGAUGCCUGUGACCUCUACUACGCAGCCAAGAGGUGGCGGUUGCCAUACAUUGCCAAGGAAUGUGCAAAGUACCUCAGUGAGCAUAUGACUCCGGAUAAUGUUUGUCAUAUCUAUCAAGUGGCCUGCGAGGGUGAUGACGCCCCUUUGCAGAGAGCUUGUGAAAAGAUAUUCAGUACUAAAACCAUGGAAGUACUGAAUGAUGGAAGUUUCUUACAAGCAGAUCUAGCUACAGUUGUAAAGUUGUUCUCUUUGGACCCUCUCAACAUAUACAAUGAACUAGAUCUUUACACUGCUGCUGUAAAAUUUGCUAACCAACAGGAUAAGAAGGCAGGAAACAGAGCAUUGAAGAGACUGGAGAAAGAUGGGGUAAUGGAAUGUUCGACACCCAAGAAAGAGCCGUCGCCAGCCAAAAGGCCGCGAAUUGAUAAUACCAAUGGAUCACAAGGUGAUGGAAAGGAUAGGAGUACUGUUUCGUCUGAUAUGUUUCAGGACAAAGAUAAAGAAAAUAGCCCUCCAUGGACUGUCCGUUCGCCAGGUCAAAUCAGCCAGAAUUCACACGAAACCGCGUCGGAAUCUACAGAUAGUGACGUGACUAGAGAUGACAAACAGAAAGAGGAAUACAGAGACCUGCUCAAACAGAUCCGCUUCUUCACGUUGACUCCACAAGAAUUCGCAGAUUGUGAAAUAUUGUCAUCACUGCUCACAGAAUCUGAAAUUUUGUCAUUGAGUUUGAAUAUAGCGUCAAAAGAAUCACCUGCACCGACACCCGAUUGGUUCUCUACAACUUAUGUACCACGGACUCAGGCUACAAAAGAAGAGCGGUCGAGGUUAGCAGCGGUAUUUCGUUCUACCAUCCAUAACUUUAAAACCAUCAAGAAGUACGAAUCCGUACCGUUUUACCUCCGCAACUGUGCUUGGACAUUGAUGACUAUGCCUACAGAAGCUAAUCUCGAGGAUAAGGAUAACAUUGUAGUAGCAGUCACAUGCUUUCACGACGGUAACAUUCAAGAAUGGAUGCAACAUUCUAAAGUCAAAGUGAAAUUCUGUACUCAUAAAACUGUACCGAAGCAUCUUCAGAAAGUUGGCUUGAAGUUGAGUGAGCCUUACGUAGACUAUGGUAUGUGGGUGACGAAAUUCGACCGAGAAGAGCUUUUUAAUCCCGAAUACGGCUUCAUCGACGAUUUCAAUGCUGUGACCUACAAAGUGUAUGUUAACACUGUACCGAAAUCGUCCGAUUCACCGGUACUACCUGUUCUGAGGAAUGUUGAAUUAAAUGCUUCUGAUGCUUCAAACUUGCAAAUGCCUCGAACACCGCCUUCUACACCACAGUUCUUCGUACCAUCUGUGAAUACGACUAUUGCUCCGUCAAACGCUUUAAAGCCUGUAUCAACACCAUUAGGUUCAUCACGACCAUCAACUCUUCUGACCACUUCAAUAGCUACUCCAGGAUCUACAUUGUCCGUCACAUGCAAUAGAAAGAUACCCGUGGGCACAACAGCAAAAAUAGCACUACCUUCUGUGACUACGCCAAUCAUUUCAUCAAACGCCUUGAAGCCUGUAUCAACGCAUUCAAGUUCCUUACGACCAUCACCCACUGUGACAACUCCAAGAGCUACCCCACGUUCUAAGGUACCCGUUACAUGCAAUACAACACCUUCGUCUACUAUCAGAAAUACACAUGUAACAACAACAGUAAAAGCAGAACUAUCUUCUGGAACUAAGCUAGUUGCUUCUUCGAAUGCUUUAAAGCAUGUGUCGCCGAAUUCAGGUUCUUCACGGCCAUCACACACUGUGACCACUCCCUUUACAGCUCCACGUCCUUCUGCGGUUUCCGUCACAAGCAAUGCAACGCCUUCACCUACUAUUACGACUACAUCUCAGAUGCACCCGCCAUCGGUUGCGACUAAAACACCGAGAUAUAUGUCCCCUGCUGUAACUAAUUCAACCCAUAUACGUCCACCACAAGUACCCUCUGCGAAAGCAAAGUCGCAUCCAUCACCUAGUGUGACUGCGGCGCUUUUGCCCUUGAUUGUAUCACCAACCGCUAUAAUGUCCCGACCGUCAACCCCUGUAACACGGGGGCGGGACAUUGUAGUAACGCCCGUUGUAACACAUACAGCCAUAAUGUCACAGACACCCGCUAUUUCUAAUGUCACUACAUCGCUUACAUCUGCACGGUCUUCAACCCUUAUAAACACAUUACCAACACAUAUAUCACAAGCAUCCCCUGGGACGAUGCUUAGACCACUUACGUCAUCCCGCCCGUCAACCAUUUUAACAGACUCUUCACAAGUAUUCCCACCGAGUAUGAUCACUCCUUCAAUGUUAUCGAUAUCAUGCGCAUCUCGCGGGGUCAAUUUGAACACAUCGCCUUCAACUAACCUGAUAAAAACAUUACCAGCAUCCAUUGGAAAAGUAUCGUCGAACUCGUCGUCUAUGCCAGUACUAUCACACUCCACAGUAGGGUCUUUACGCCGGUCUCCUACUGUGAAAGUGACUUUGUCGCAUCCGACAGUUCCAAUAUGUCGACCACAAGUGUUUACUGCUAAAGAAUCAUCAAACACAUCGCCUAAUCCACGCCCAAUGCUCCGCCCGUCACCUACAACAACCUCUUUACAGACAUGUGUAUCAAACGUGACAAAUUCGAUCAUGUGCUUAUCAUACCCAUCCACAAAUGUAACAUCAUCAUUACCAACAUACCUACUAUCCACUAAUAUACUAGACCAUUCCUUACAGUCACGCCCGUCAAAAGCUUCCAUAAUAUCUUCAGGUUCAUCACCUUUAACUACAUCGCUUCCGUCACCUGACAUAUCAAUUGUUGUGACAUCUUUAUCUCCAAUAGAAUCUUCUGAAGCAUCAUCUCCGAUAUUGUCAACAGAUGUGACGCCUGAUAUACCAAACCCGAAGUCCAGUGAUGCAUCACUUAUUGUUAAAACUACGUUACUGACGCCUGUUGCUGCUCCUUUAAUCGGUUCAUCUCCUACAUCACCUGUGGUGCCCUCUUCACUUACAUCCACUUCCACCAAAUUAAUACAAACAUGCCAAUCAUUGACUUGUUCUUCAACUGCUGUAGAUACUUCUAUACUGUCAACACAUGCAACUUUAGCGUCGAUACCUAAUGAUGAUGACAGUGACUGUUUUGAACACACACCAAAGAAAAGCAAGUAUGACGAUGACGAAUCAAAUAAGGAGAAAGAUAAAAGAAAAGAAGAAAUUAAAUUAGCGAUAAAUGACAGUGAAAACGACAUGGACUUCGAAAAAUCAAAAUCAUUUAUGAAAGUGUUAUCUCUACAGGAAUUGGCAUUUGCCAUGUUGGGGCCACUACUUUUAAAAGAAAUUGAUUUUUUGGAUGAUUCAUUUUUCGACUAUAGUAAUGAGAAUCAUAAAGAUGAUAAGAAAAAAUACAGAACUGAGUUAUUUGUGAAACAGCCUCCAUCACUGAAAGAAAUUGCAUUUUCUAUGCUAAAACCAAUGAUAUUAAAAGAUGAUUAUGAUUCUCUGUUUAACUAGAGAUUUUUAUUGCAUGUUUUUAUUAGUAGGUAUAAUUAAAUUUUUAGAUGAAACAAUUGAUCUUUUAUGAAGACUGAAAUGAUUAACCAAUUCUGUGUUGUUAGAUAUUUAGGCUUAGAAUAUUA
Messenger RNA from Pectinophora gossypiella (pink bollworm), 4241 nucleotides. RefSeq names its product kelch-like protein 41b. The record is from RefSeq and is a predicted model, not a curated record. Gene Ontology annotation, molecular function: protein binding. NCBI's taxonomy places the organism in Eukaryota, Metazoa, Arthropoda, Insecta, Lepidoptera, Gelechiidae. Gene Ontology annotation, biological process: neurogenesis. The coding region runs from base 328 to 4116 and encodes 1262 amino acids. Gene Ontology annotation, cellular component: P-body; cytosol. The transcript has 8 exons.